AUGCUGCCAAAGAGAGCGCGUAUGGAUAGCAUGCGGGGUCCCAUCGCCAAUGGACCCCUGCAGUCGAGGCCCCUGGUGGCGUUAUUGGACGGACGGGAUUGCACCGUCGAAAUGCCGAUACUAAAGGACGUGGCGACAGUGGCGUUCUGCGACGCACAAUCCACGUCGGAGAUACAUGAGAAGGUGCUCAACGAGGCGGUUGGCGCCCUUAUGUGGCACACGAUCAUACUCACUAAGGAAGACUUGGAGAAGUUCAAGGCGUUAAGAAUCAUUGUCCGUAUAGGCUCCGGCGUCGACAAUAUUGACGUUAAAGCCGCUGGGGAACUAGGCAUCGCAGUAUGUAACGUGCCAGGAUACGGUGUGGAGGAGGUAGCCGACACGACAAUGUGUCUCAUAUUGAAUUUAUAUCGGCGGACGUACUGGCUCGCCAACAUGGUGCGGGAAGGGAAAAAGUUCACAGGGCCGGAGCAGGUGCGCGAGGCGGCGACGGGGUGCGCGCGCAUCCGCGGCGAUACGCUGGGCAUCGUGGGGCUCGGCCGCAUCGGCUCCGCCGUCGCACUUCGCGCGAAGGCUUUCGGCUUCAACGUCAUCUUCUACGACCCCUACCUGCCAGACGGCAUCGAGAAGUCGCUCGGCCUCACCAGGGUCUACACGCUUCAGGACCUCCUAUUCCAGAGUGAUUGUGUCUCAUUGCAUUGCAGCUUAAACGAACACAACCACCACCUCAUCAAUGAGUUCACUAUCAAACAGAUGCGUCCAGGCGCGUUCCUGGUGAACACGGCCCGCGGCGGGCUGGUGGACGACGAGGGGCUCGCCGCCGCGCUCAAGCAGGGCCGCAUCCGCGCCGCCGCGCUCGACGUGCACGAGAACGAGCCCUUCAACGUAUUCCAGGGCCCGCUGAAGGAGGCGCCCAACGUGCUGUGCACGCCGCACGCCGCCUUCUACUCGGACGCGUCGGCGCAGGAGCUGCGCGAGAUGGCGGCGUCGGAGAUCCGGCGCGCCAUCGUGGGCCGCAUCCCCGACUGCCUGCGCAACUGCGUCAACAAGGACUACUUCCUGCAGGGCGCGGCGCCGCUGGCCACGCCGGCGCCGCUGUCCACGCCCGCGCCUGCGCCGUACGCCGAGACGCUGAACGGCGGCUACUACGCGGCGCAGGCGGCGCACUCCACCACUGCGCACGCGCACGACGCGCCCGCGCUGCAGCCGCCGCCGCCCGCGCCCGCGCCGCCGCAGCCGCCCAUCUCGCUGCCGCUCGCCAGCGCCGACCCCGCCAACCACCAGCUCGGCAAGCAGGAGGCCGGCGACGUGCACUAG
This is a messenger RNA of Arctia plantaginis, 1314 nucleotides long. NCBI's taxonomy places the organism in Eukaryota, Metazoa, Arthropoda, Insecta, Lepidoptera, Erebidae. The record is from the annotation of a GenBank genome assembly.